Molecule: messenger RNA, 1408 nt
Organism: Rubroshorea leprosula
Lineage: Eukaryota; Viridiplantae; Streptophyta; Magnoliopsida; Malvales; Dipterocarpaceae
Source: the annotation of a GenBank genome assembly
AAAGCUUUUACAAACUUUCUCCUCACAUACCCAACAUACUAAACAGGGUUUCUCGAUUUAACUCAACCAAACCCCAAAAGCAACCAAACUCCAAAUCUCUCUUCUCUCUCCAUGGACUUGCAUCUGAAGCAAUGGAGAAACCAGCAUGAGUCAGAGCAGCAACAACACCAACAACAUUCUGUAAAGAUACCAAAACUCCUCCUUGAUCCCCAUCAACAAGCGUCCUCUGCCCUCCCCCUGUUUGUACCUGAACCCAACACCAAAAUCAGCAACCUGUCAGCGGCAUUUCCAGAUUCAUCCACUAGAUAUCCCAGGAUGGGAAGUUACUUCAGCUGGGCACAGUGGCAGGAGCUGGAGUUGCAGGCUUUGAUCUACAGGUACAUGUUGGCUGGUGCUGCUGUUCCUCCUGAACUUCUCCUGCCAAUCAAGAAGAGUCUUCCUCUUCACUCUCAUCCAUACUUCCUCCAUCACUACCCUCACAAUUACCAGCCUGCUUUGUUGCAAUCGGGGUAUUGGGGCAGAGCAGCGAUGGAUCCAGAGCCGGGUCGGUGCCGGAGGACUGACGGGAAGAAGUGGAGGUGCUCGAGGGACGUGGUGGCUGGCCAGAAGUAUUGCGAACGGCACAUGCAUCGUGGCCGCAACCGUUCAAGAAAGCCUGUGGAAAUGCCCACACCUAAUGGUACCAGCAGCAGCACCAACAACAAUGCCGCUGUGGCUUUCGGUGGCGGUGCUGCAGGUCCAGUCGGUGCUGCAUCGCUUGCAGCGGUGGCUAAUGGGCCCAAUUUUGGCCUUUCAGGGCCUUCUCCUUCCAUUGAUCUUCUUCACUUCAAUCAAAGUUCCUCAGACUCCAAAACCGAACACACUGGCUUCUUUGAAGCACAGGUUAAGGUUGAUGACAGGAAUGAUGGCCAUAUCUUGAGGCAUUUUUUUGAUGAUUGGCCGCGAUCCCUUCAGGAAUCUGAAAAUGCUAGAAACAGUGCCAACUCGAUGAAUUCCAACACUUCCCUUUCAAUUUCAAUGCCUGGGAAUUCGUCAUCAGAUGUGUCGUUGAAACUGUCUACUGGCAAUGGGGAUGAGCAGCAGGGUCCCCAAGACAUCGAAAGGGAGCAGCAGCCCCAGCUGAAUUGGGGUGCAGGAUGGGCUUCGAAUCAGGUAGCUUCAAUGGGAGGACCCCUUGCUGAGGCAUUAAGAUCAUCAUCCAAUUCAUCUCCUACCAGCGUCCUGCAUCAGUUGCCCAGAGCUUCUGCCUCGGAUACUAGCUAUGUUAGCACUUGAAUUUAUGUAGUACUGCUGAGCUUUUAUUCUUUUCUUCUCUGUUGUUUAGGUACUUGAAACACAACAGUGUAUAUUACCUUUACUACUUGCUUGAUUUUUCGAACCAAAUUUAUUUCAUCAAGUUUUCAUGAUC